Molecule: messenger RNA, 3673 nt
Organism: Melanotaenia boesemani (Boeseman's rainbowfish)
Lineage: Eukaryota; Metazoa; Chordata; Actinopteri; Atheriniformes; Melanotaeniidae
Exons: 3
Coding region: 1636-2898 (420 amino acids)
Source: RefSeq, a predicted model, not a curated record
CGGCACGCCCAGGCCCCCGCCUUCGCACUCACCUCGUACCCAACCUGGAGACUCCUAUCUGCAGGCGAUGAGGUGGCGUAGCGUCUAUGCGAAUUUUGUGAUGGAAUGGAAUUUGGUUUAAACCAACUUUCCUGUUGCGACAUGUUAAAAAGCUUCACGCUUAGAAGCCAGCGACGCUAUCCAUAAAUCUUUUGACACAUUGGAGCAAGAAAAGAAAAGAAAAAAAACAUUACCAGUGCUUCUCUUACAUCCAGAUGUUGCAGUGACACCGCCUUUUUUGUUUUUUACUCUCGUUUAAACCUGAAAUCUUAAGAAGAGCUACAACCAAGCAAGUUACUUGAUAAUGCAAGUUCAUGCACGUGCAUUCCUCCUAAAAAUGUGUGAAGAGAAUAAUUGUUUACCACUGCAGCCACAGGAUGCAUCAUCACUGUCAGAAAUUCAAAAUGAUUAGCAGAUUAAUUUGCUAUUUCUGUCACUGCAAGCAGACAUUGACAGAAAUAGAUGUGUGGCAAGAACAAGAACCACAAGUGCCAUCAGCACUGAGUCAACUGAGCUAAUUAGAUUGAGUCAGUUCCUGUUUAUAUUUUGACUUUCUAAUUAAGCUGUAAUGCCCCCAUAUUCUUUCCUGAAACAUGGUAGCAUUUUCUGUCUAAACUAUGAUCAAAAAUAACUUUGACAGACACUUGACAAAAACACACCCAAACCUUGUCUAACAUGUUUCUCAGCAUUUCGCUGUUUACAGCAAAAGUCCGCUGUUUGACUAAGCCUGUGCACUCUUAACAUGAUUCACUGAGAUCUUAUAAACACAGCACUUUUCAAAUUAGUAGACAGGAAAUGAAUGCAGUUUAUAGUCUCCAGCAUCUUUUGUUUUGUUAUUCCCCAGGCAGUUUUGGAAAGGCAUGAAAGAACUUUGGUCAAAGUGGUAGGAAAGUGAAAAAUGACGCACAUGGUAGAUAAAUUGCUUUAGUAAUAGUAAAUAGUUGUAGUAGAAGAACACUAUAGGUAAAAAUAAAUAAAUAAAUGAGUAAAUUAAAAGCUAAACUAUAAAUCCAUGUGAUAAGUGCAUUCAUGGAUUUUAUUUUGAUAAAUGAAAUAUUAGUACAAGACCAGACCUACUUAUGCAGCCUUGACAAAGUGGAUUUUCCUCAAGGGCUUGACUGAACUGCAGCCAACUUCAAGGAAGAAUCUCUCUGAAUCACUGUAAGAUGUAACGUUAACCACAAGUAGCUUUUAUUUUCUUUUAAUAUUUGUCUUUGUCUUUUAUGAUGCAUCAUUGUCACAUCACUGUCACAAGGGAUCUUUUAUUUAUUUGCUUUAUGCUUUUGAUAACUGUGAGUUGAGGGGUGUGUGAAUAACCUUAUUGCAGAUGAUAACACACAGACUGAAACUUGGCUGAAUGAGGUGCAACAGUGUGCAGGUCGUGUACCUAUAGAGCCCUGAGCAGAAUUUGGAGGUGGAGCUCAGUACUUGUAAUAAACUCCUGAGUGAAUUUUAGUGUUAAGACUGCAGCAGUUCAACUGACGCAUAGUUUGUCAGAACUGUUAGAAGUCACUCAGCAAUGACUGCAUUUACCCAAAAGAAAAAAAGCAGGACUAACAUUUUGCCAGUUCCUGAGAUAUCUUGUGACAAGACGGGAUGGAUUUCCACAUGUGUAGCCGUAAACAUCCUCUGUUUGAUGAUCAUGAGGAGCAGUUUCCACUCUAUAGGAAGAGACAUUUAAGAAACUGGUCAGAUAGAGUUCUACAACACAAUAGUCUGACGGCAAGCUGUAGUCACAGCUGUAUGUGUGAAGCUUGUGUGAACAGGAGGACGAAUCACCCUACUGCCUGCACAAGGCUCUCUGAGCAGACGACAUCCUGGGCCAACACACAAAAUUCUGUGAAGAAAGUUUUAGAGCAUCUCAAAUCCAAGCAAACCACUGAUUGCAUUUUCCUGGAUGACUCAGUAAACAGUAAGUUUUUAGCAUUUCACCGUGACAUCACUGAUGAAUGUGGCGCAGAGGAUAAACAGCAUUCUUGGGGAGUUAUCGAGAAACAGGAGGAGAUCAUCAUGUAUGGACCGUAUUAUCCCAACUACAACAAUGGCGAACACAGUGAGGACAUAAUUGUUAAACAAACCCAGGAGUUUCUGGAGUCAGGUGACACUUCUGAGGACUGGAAGGUGUAUGUCUUUACAGUAAACAGCCCCUGCUUGGCAAGAAACACUGAACCGUGCAUGUUAACACUGGUUCACAAGGCUCAGGAAUGGUGGCGUUUAUAUAGGGUGAAGACUCAUAUUGGCUUCAUCAGAUGCUGGGGCUUUAAAGGAACAAAAGAAAACCUGUACAAGGACAUCAACUACAGACAAGUGGAAUGCAUAAACCAAAGUGCAAACUAUGAAAGCUAUGUUAAAGUGUCUGAAAAAAUCACUGAUCUUAAUCCUUUGUGUAAAUCUGUGUUCUAUAUUGCUAAACACUUACUAGAAUCUGGACAAGAGAACUUUUCUUUGAUAUCAACUGUGCAAAAACAGGACUGGAGGAGUUACUUCAAAACUAUGAGCUCUAUUUUUGAAUCCAAACCAGAGGAUGAGAAAAAUCUCCUGACACAGGAACUGAACACUUCAUUUGAAGCUGCAGAGGUUCUGCUUUCAGGAAAAACUGAAAGUUUUGAGCAAUAUUUAGAAAGAGGAAGGACAUUUACACUCAGCUACGCUUUCAGCUCACUGGUAUGUGAUGCUGUUCAGACUGAAAUGAGACUCAGGUUUGAACAGUGUUGGAGGGAGAUGGUGCAGGACAAGUAUGCAGAGUUUAUCAGGGAGAAGCUGACUGAUGAAUUCAAUCAAUGUACCAUCCACCUUUUCAUCAAGGAUAUUCUGCAGUUCACAGAAAUGUAUUUAAAAAUAGGAAAAUUACAGUUUUAAAGUGAAGAUGAAAAUGAAGUCAAUCCUAAAAGGAACGUUACGUAUCUUUGUUAGUCAAUGGAAACAUUAAGCGACACCACCUUUUGCAUGUUUUAUACCAUGUAUAUCAUGUCAAAAUGCAUUGUCUUUAUUACUCUUAGUCUUUGCCUACAAUAUAUCGCAAAUGAUGUACAUAAUUAUACUGGAGUGGAAUUUUUACAUAUAAGCUCAUACAUUUGUUAUUUUUGUAAUUACAUGUGGUAGUAUCCCACAUUUACACUGGUUACCUCCAUGCUUGUCACAAGCAAAUUAAAUGCAUUGCUAACAGACUACAUUUUGAAUCCUUUAAACAUUUUAUCAAACAAAUAUCACAUAGUAAAUGACAAUUCUGAUCAUGCAGUUUUGAGUUCAGCCUGUUAUAAUAAAUACCAGUGAAAUUAUGUAGUAGAUGCACGUUUGAGCUGGAGUCAGCAGAGGGAGCUAAGUGUCUGCCAUUCAUCAUGCUCAGCAUUUCUAGGUAGUUUAUCAUGGGUUGUGCUUUGUAAGUGUUGUUACCAGUGGCGGGUAUUUAUUAGGCUUAAAUUCAAAUAAAUGUUCAGAGGGAUUAGAAACAAGAGGGCACAAGGGAACUGUUCUUAUUGCACUGAGUGGGAGAUCAGGUUUACUGAGGUAUUACAAGAAAUCAGGAGUGACACGAACAAAUUAACAAGGUAAACUAGCAGCUUAAACAUUUGUAGAAGUUUGGGUUUUUAAAUAUGUUUUUAGCUCACAUUCCCCAUAUCCUUACUUUCUGCAU